Chaetomium strumarium is the source of this 1924-nucleotide messenger RNA. RefSeq names its product general substrate transporter. The transcript has 4 exons. Gene Ontology annotation, molecular function: transmembrane transporter activity. Gene Ontology annotation, biological process: transmembrane transport. Lineage: Eukaryota; Fungi; Ascomycota; Sordariomycetes; Sordariales; Chaetomiaceae. The coding region runs from base 206 to 1765 and encodes 519 amino acids. The record is from RefSeq and is a predicted model, not a curated record.
AUGCUCUGCCAACAUGCUGCCCUCGGGCCGGCCUUGAAAUCUAUAUGACUGUUCCGUCCGCUUGUAUCCGGAAGCACCUUGUUAUUCUUCCUUCACCCUCCAACCAACUGCCGUAACCCAACCCUCAGGUCCUUGGGUGUCAGCCUAUUCCCGCGCUGCCUGUAGAGUUGCACCUGGCAAAUCCCUUCGAAGAGACACCGGAAAGAUGGAGACAACACAUGAGCCCGCCGACCCUAUUGUCAAAGGGGUAAUGGCGACUGCGAAGCAAUCAUGGCGCGACCUGUUCGUCUUCAAACAGCGUGUGGUCGUAACCAACUCGCUUGGCGAGACGACCACGGAAUGGGCGCGCCCUGUCCCGCUCCGCAAUCCCAUCAGCCUGCUUGCCCAGCUCUCGGCGCGAGACUGGCUUUUCUUCCUCGUCGGGUUUGCAGCAUGGACUGCCGACGCGUUCGACUUCCACGCCCUCUCGAUCCAGCAGGUCAAGCUGUCCGAGUACUAUGGGGUUUCCAAGACGGAAGUUUCCACGGCCAUCACCCUGACGCUGCUGCUGAGAUCUGUCGGCGCCGCCUUUUUCGGUCUGGCUGGUGACAGGUGGGGGCGCAAAUGGCCCAUGGUGGUCAACAUGAUUGUGUUGGGCGCCCUGCAGAUCGCGACAAUUUACAGCACAACAUUUUCAGAGUUCCUAGCAGUGCGGUCCUUGUUCGGCCUCUUCAUGGGCGGAGUCUACGGCAACGCCAUUGCCAUGGCGCUCGAGAACAGCCCCGUUGAUGCUAGAGGUCUCAUGUCCGGCAUUCUGCAGCAGGGAUAUGCCUUCGGCUACGUCUGCGCCGCGUGUGCGAACCUGGGCGUCGGAGGCGGCGACAACAGUUGGAAGACGGUUUUCUGGAUCGCCGCCGGCCUUUCCAUCGGGGUUGGUAUCGUCCGUUGCUUCUUCCCCGAGUCGAAGCAGUUCCUGGAGGCCCGCAAGGCUGGCAAGGCCCAGGCCACCCCGUCGGCCUUGUGGGCGGAAACCAAGAUGAUGCUCGCCCAGGAGUGGAAGAUGUGGAUUUACUGUGUCAUCCUCAUGACGUGGUUCAACUUUUACAGCCAUACCUCGCAAGACAGCUACACGACCUUCAUGCUCACGCAGAAAGAACUCGACAACUCGGGCGCUAGUCGCGCGAGCAUCCUCAUGAAGGUCGGUGCCUGCGUCGGCGGCACCAUCCUGGGCUACACCUCGCAGUGGUUCGGCCGGCGUCGCACCAUCAUCGUGGCCGCCAUCAUGAGCGGCUUCAUCAUCCCCGCCUGGAUCCUGCCUGAGGGCGAGCGUGGCCUUUCUGUCUCUGGCUUUUUCCUCCAGUUCUUCGUGCAGGGCGCGUGGGGUGUCAUCCCCAUCCACCUGAACGAGUUGGCCCCGCCGGCGUACCGCUCCUCCUUUCCCGGGCUCACCUACCAGCUUGGCAACAUGAUCUCGUCACCGUCGACGCAGAUCGUCAGCGCCAUCGCCGAGAGCCACUUCGUGACGAGCAGGUCGGGCAAGCGCGUCGACGCGUACGGUCCAACUAUGGGAAUCGCUACGGCUAUCAUUGCGACCGGCAUCGUCAUCACGACGGCGUUCGGCCCGGAGAAGCGUGGGCGGGAGUUCGAGAAGACGUUGCCGGCGGGUAUGAACGUUGUGCGAGAGAGCGGUAAGGACGUUGACUGCAAUGACGACUUGGAGAGGGGAGAGAAGGGCCAGGCCGGAGAGGUGGAGGAUGUUGUUCAUCCGUCACUAGAGAGGAAGUGACUUGGGGACUGUACGUACCUGCAGUAAAUCGUGAUGUGCCGAGGUGGGUGUUGCUAUCUCGGCAUCUGCCCUCAGCUCUGCCAAUGCAAGGCAGGCCUUCUCGUUCCCAUUAACCUGUUUUGAUGCGCCCCGCGGCAAAGCAUCUCUGCGCCAGCUCCC